This is a messenger RNA of Pseudo-nitzschia multistriata, 762 nucleotides long. NCBI's taxonomy places the organism in Eukaryota, Bacillariophyta, Bacillariophyceae, Bacillariales, Bacillariaceae. The record is from the annotation of a GenBank genome assembly.
UGAUGAUGAAAAAUUAAAAAAACUGGUUUUGCAACUCCCUCCCAGGCGAGCAAUUUCUUCGACGAGGCGACACAAUACUGUAUUAUCGAUUCAAUCGUUCCACCAACAAUCCCCCAGCAUCUGUGCAAAACCGAACCUCUCCAAUGAAUCCUCUACGAAAUUAUUUUGAGCCCCUGGCAAUUGCCAUUGCGGUGCUGUCGGUGCUCGUUUCCUUUGUCUUGAUGCGGAAGACAGACGACAAAAUCGAGUCUUCCGACGAAACCGAUUCUUCCGACGAAACCGAUUCUUUCGACGAGCUCGCACACCCCAACAGAGAGGGGCGGGUAGCACCAAUGGCCUCUUCCAAUGAAAUCGAAGACUUGUACGACAAAAUUGAAGACCGGAUCAAUGAAAUCCAAGACCGUUGCAACGAAAUCCAAGACCGUUGCAACGAAAUCCAAGACUCUUUCAUCGAAAUCGAAGACGUUUUCCGAAAAAUCAUUGGUGAAAGAAAACAAGAAGCUUCCAACAAGAUCGAUGACUCUUCCAACCAAAUCGACAUUGACGACUCUUCCAACAAAACCGAAGAUUCUUCCUACAAAACCGAAGACUCUCCCUACGAAAUCGAAGACUCUUCCGAGGAAGCCGAAGACUCCUCCGACGAAAUCGAAGACUCUUCCGAGGGAAUUUCUUUUUUGGAGUCUCUUCCUAGGAAAUCUACACUAAUUCACGGGCACGUGAUAUCGAUGUAAUAAUUAUUGGUUAUAAAAAUCUGCGGUGCCA